Entrophospora sp. SA101 is the source of this 205-nucleotide messenger RNA. The record is from the annotation of a GenBank genome assembly. NCBI's taxonomy places the organism in Eukaryota, Fungi, Glomeromycota, Glomeromycetes, Entrophosporales, Entrophosporaceae.
AAUAGUACAGAGUAUAAUCAGGAACAAUCUAAAGCCUUUGUAUGGGAUUUAACAAAUCAAGAUAUACCAGAAUAUAUAGAGCCAGGAUCAUUAGAUAUUGUAGUAUUGAUUUUUGUGAUGUCUGCAAUACGUCCUCAAGAUUGGUCUCAAGCUGUGGAAAAUAUUUACAAGAUGUUAAAACCUGGUGGAUUAGUGCUUUUCAGAG